UCCUUAUGGUGAUUAUGCGCACAUGGUCUCCUGCUCGAAGCUGGUUUACUGAACAGAUUGGGUUUCGGCGGGAUUGCGUUUAAAUGGCCUGGUCAGCUUGGACAGAUCGGGUCUCACCUCCUUAGAUAAUAAAAGUGUUCCUUGGUACGGGAAGCAGCGGGGCGAUGGGGGCGCUGUAGACGGACGGCUUUUUGACAGCUGCGGGGAAAAGUACGGUCUCAAAAGUUAUGGGUGAGGGUGCAAAAAAAACGACGAGCCAUUUAUAGACAGAGGAGCACAGAAGAGGGAGGGAGGGAAGGAGGGAGGUCUAGAGGGAAAUAUAGACCGGGGUGGAAACGGGAUUGUACGCGCCUUCAGUGCAAGUCGCACCGGAUUUAUACUAAAUUCAUCGCGAAAAGUUGCUCAGAGCAUAGUCGAGGUUUGUUUCAUUCAUGUAUAAAGUAUAAUGUAAAGCCGAAAACAGAAGUAAUCAAAAUAAUUUUUGAACUUGAAGAAGAGGAAGAAAAGUUCCACCAUAUCACACGGUUUUACUUUUGAGCACAUUACGUUUGAAUGCUAUGGCGCCCUCUUUGUCCCAGGCCUACAGUAGGCGCUACUGGAUGGCAGUGACAGCGGUGCUGGAGAACCUGCUCUUCUCUGCAGUGCUGCUUGGCUGGGGCUCCCUGCUCAUCAUGCUGAAAAAUGAGGGAUUCUACUCCCACCUGUGUUCGAAGAAUGGCACGCUGAGUGCUAACGGCACUGCUAGUGCAGAAGAGCAGCACUCGGCGUGGCUCAGCUGUGUGGAGCAGGAGGAGAUACUGAACCUGGGCUUUACCAUCGGCUCCUUCCUGCUAAGCGCCGCCACGCUGCCGUUGGGCGUGCUGAUGGACCGAUUCGGGCCGCGUCCCCUGCGGCUGCUGGGCAGCUCCUGUUUUGCCUUCUCCUGUGCCAUGAUUGCUGUGGCGGCGUAUAAUCCUCCGGUGCUGUCAGCUCUGAUCUUCAUUGCUGUUUCCUUUAAUGGCUUUGGAGGAAUCUGCCUCACCUUUACAUCCCUCACGUUACCAAACAUGUUUGGGAACAUUCGUUCCACCAUCCUGUCCCUCAUGAUUGGCUCCUAUGCCUCGUCUGCUGUCACCUUCCCAGGCAUCAAGCUGAUCUAUGAUGUGGGUGUGUCCUUCCGGGUAAUCAUGUGGACUUGGGCAGGGUUGGCUUGCUUCGUCUUCCUCAACUGCUUCCUGAACUGGCCUGUGGAGUCAUUCCCGGACCCGGAGGAAGCCACAUACACGAAGCACAUCAAGCUGAAGGGCCUGGCUCUGGACCACAAAGUGACCGGUGAGCGCUUCCACAGCCAUGUGAUGGUGGUCGGCCAGCGGCUCAGCCAGAAACACCGGGAGCUGGACCACUCCACAGAGAGGCUGCAGGGCGGCAGCAGGCCCGUGCAAAGCACUGUCCCAUUUCGCAGGUCGGUCUGCUCCCCCAUCUUCCUGUGGAGUCUCAUCACCAUGGCGAUGACCCAACUACGCAUUAUAUUUUUUAUGGGGGCCAUGAACAAGAUGCUGGAGUUCCUGGUGACCCACGGCAGCACCUCGGAGGACCUGUUGCAGGAAGCUGAAAAUCAAGUGAGCUUCUACUCCUCCCUGUUUGGCACCCUGCAGCUGCUCUGCCUGCUCACAUGCCCGCUUAUCGGCUACAUCAUGGACUGGAGGAUGCAGGAAUGUGACAGCCAGGCGACUCUGAGCGAUUCUGAUGGAGGGAAGCACCUCCCAGCACCUCCUAAAAGGGACAGAAAGAUCCAGAAACUGACCAACGCCAUCAGAGCAUUUAUUUUUACCAACGUGCUGCUGGUCACCUUUGGGGUCAUCUCUCUCGUCGAUAACCUGCCCUUACAGGUUGUCGCCUUUGUCCUCCACACCAUGGUCAGGGGCUUCAUUCACUCCUGCUGUGGCGGUCUGUAUGCAGCUGUGUAUCCAUCGAACCACUUCGGCACCUUGACGGGGCUGCAGUCCAUGAUCAGCGCUGUCUUCGCUCUUACUCAGCAACCCCUGUUCAUUGUCAUGUUGGGACCUCUGCAGGGCGACCCAUACUGGAUCAACGUGGCCAUGCUGAUCUUCUCGCUGACUGGCUUCUUGCUGCCUGCAUAUCUGUUCAACCACUGCAGACAUCUUGUCCUGGAGAAGCAGCAACGAGAAGCAGUGAACCAAUCUGUGGCAGCUGACAAACAGGCCAACGGUCACCUUGUUCAGCAGGCUUAGGACCUGAGGGGCACGUUUAGUGACUUCAUCUACAGUAACAAGUCUUUUAUUACAAAAACAAUGUUUUGAUUGUUGUAUAUGUUGGCAACUGCACCAGUACUAAUGCAUUAGUCUAAAAAGCCAAACCAAAGGAAUCUCAGGGGCUGUUACCCUGGGGCUUUUAUAUAUGUGUUACAAAACAUGAGUGCUGGCUGAAUGGGGAUUAGCAUCAUUAUAAGUGUGCUGUGUGUUGCCUACAUGUACCGGUUUUGCUUUACUUAUGAGGACCAAGGGACUUCAUGAGGCAGCAAAUCCUGACAUGACACACUUUGUGAGGACUGGAGGCCGGUCCUCACAUGACAAAAGUCUUGUAUUUUGAUUGGUUAGUUAUGGUCAAGGUUAAGUUUGGAUAGGGAUUAAGAUUGUCAUUGAUGGGAUUAGGGUUAUGCCCAUACAAAUGAAUGGAUGGAUGGUCCCUACAAAGAUAUGAAUACAAACGUGUGUGUGUGUGUGUACUUGUUUAAAGAUGCAUGUUUUCUUAGCUUCAGUAUUUACUAUGUGAAGCAUGUACACAAAAAUUUAUUACAGAUAGUCCCUAGGCUACAAACAAGAUCCGGUCCCUAAAUCUGCCUUUAAGUCAAAUUUGUCGGUAAAUUGGAAAAAUAAUGAUAUAGUAUAUAAUAAUUAUUAUAAAUAAAAGUAACUACUCACAGUACUGUACUGUACCUUGAGGCGACAAACCACUGAAGCCUUGCAAUGUUUUCAUGUGCGUCACAAAGAUGUAUGUGCAUUUGUUAUUGCGAACCAUUCUAUUUAACCCAAUUUUGUAAUAUUUUAGACUUUAUAACAGCCCGUUCAUAAGUACGAGUUGUCCAUGAGUUGGACGUUCUUAACCCAGGGACUGCCGGUACUGCAUCACUGACUGUGACGUCUGAUAAAGAGCCAAAGUGUGUCAGGGAGCCCUGACAGCCACACACUGAUCAAACGGCGGAGCUCUAUGCAGCCGCUUUAGCCACCGCAGACUGUCAGCCUGCAAGAGUGCUGCCACCUUUGGAUCAACAUGGUUUAAAUUACAUUCCAGCCCAUAAUAACUGUGGUAAACGAAAGGCUAAAUUCAAGUUGAGAAUGACAUUUGGGAGAUCAGUCUAUCAUUAAAUCAACAAUGAACAUCAGGCUCAGUGCGCCUCUCCUACACUGACUGUUCACUGGGACAAAGGCUGCUAGCAAUUUGUGACUGCAAUCCCAGAGUUCACUGGGGCAACAGGUGCUGGCAAAUUGCGUGCCUUUUGGUAUAAUGAGCAUUUGUACAUAAGUGCUUUUGAUAGUUUAACACUAAUUACAAAUUGAUAUGAGGAAACCUAAAAGUUAUGGUAAGGUAAGCAAUUCGACUCUUUCAGUGUGGUGCUCAUAUUCUGGAUUAAUCAGAGUAAUUUCAGGAUUUAUGGGAUGGCUUGCUCACUCGCUCUGCUCUGUCAUGGGUUGGCUCACAAGUUCAAACUGAUUGACACGCCUGGUUUAAUGUGUGUUUUGCUGUGCAAGCCCAUGAACACUAUCAGAGUGCUGCAAGAUACAAUAAAAUAAAUGCAAUGCUAUAA
Messenger RNA from Paramormyrops kingsleyae, 3805 nucleotides. It is a transcript of the gene slc43a1b, whose product is annotated as solute carrier family 43 member 1b. Gene Ontology annotation, molecular function: neutral L-amino acid transmembrane transporter activity; L-amino acid transmembrane transporter activity. The record is from RefSeq and is a predicted model, not a curated record. Lineage: Eukaryota; Metazoa; Chordata; Actinopteri; Osteoglossiformes; Mormyridae. Gene Ontology annotation, biological process: neutral amino acid transport; transmembrane transport.